AUGGCCCGAUUUAAAGUUUUGAGAUUGGUUGUGUCCCAUGUUCAUCUCUACACAAAAUUAGAGGAGUUUGGCAAGAAUUAUGAUGCAUCUGUCAAAGCAAUAUUGGAACAAGACAUGAAAUGGCUUGCAUCAAAUGCCAGAAACCCAGUAGAUGAAGAUAGCAACAUCUCAUUAGAUGAAGACAGCGACAGUGACAACACUAACAGUGAGUGCUAGAGCCAGCAGAGUAAAAGCGAUGAUUCAGAGUCAGAUGAUUGCCCAACUGUUCCUGUUACAGUACAUGACCUACAACCAAGCCCAUCUUCCAAUGGCCAAAAGAUAACGAUUGACAACAUAGACUACAGAAAAGAAGUCCACUACAUGACUACAGACCAUCAAACAGAGGAUGUCCACUAUCUGACUGUCUCUGCUACAACAAACCGUGUGAAUGGAAAUCACCUUAGUAGUUUGACCCCGGUGGAUGGUUUGAAAGAAAUGUACAAUGGUUUGUGUAUCCCAAACCAUUUGGAACAAUCUGGUCAGAGGGAGAACUAUAUCAGUUUGGUAGAAAGAAUUAUUGUUAACAACGUUCCUUGUAUGAGUUUUCAAAGAUGUGGUUGUCCAACAUAUUCCCCACCAAUUCAGUGCCAAAGUUAGAUCUCUGACUGAAACUGUAAGUUUAUGAUACUGCUACAUAUCUGUAUUUACUUUUUGCAAGCCACAUUUCCGCGAAAAUGUAACAACAACUGGGCAAUUGUAUGGCUAAAUAUUUUGUCAUAUUUUAGCAUAUUAGUUGUUACCCAUUAAGGACAUUUUUUUCUUUGUCAUUUAUAUAUUUGUACAGUACAUGUAAUACACAACUUGGACCUUCUUUGGGAAUUUCUAUGGUUGUGUGAUUAUUUAAUUGUUCAUUGAGGUCUCAAAACUAUUUAUAACAUUAUUUUAUGGUUAACAGAAUUUUAGAGAGGAAAAAGUGACAGUGCUAACUGUUAAUAGACUUGUAGGAUAUUUUGCUAAGUAAUCAUGUAACUGCAGCCACAGAUUAGUGAAUUGCAGCUAACAAAAACUAUACAAAUUAGGAUUAAGUGUUUCUUAACAUGCAGCUACUGUCUGUGUCAGUCUGCAAAGUUAUUGCUUUUGCUUAUUGGUUGAAAUAUUUUCGUGAUACUUUUGGCCUGGAUAAUCGAACAAAAUUUCAACUUUAUUAUCCAUGCUUGCAGUCCGUCUUUGAAAUUUUCUAGACUGUGUUGCUGUCAACACAGCAACAACUAUUAUAUUUUCUCUGUACAUAUCAAUUUUAGACAUUCCUUGGUGUGCUAUUCCACAACGAGAAUAGUGCAGAUGGCAUGAAUGAAAUCCUAAAGGAGUUGCAUAAGUAUGUACCAUACCACGGCAAAGGAAUGAAGUGUGAAUAUGGAGACCAAGCCAUAGUUGGAGAUCAGCUCACUGUCGAACGUGGUGUCAAUUCCCACAACACCCUAACUAAUGGCUUCACACCAAAAGAUAGACUAGAGGGUCUGCAUUUUGAAAUGGCAGACUGGCACGGUGUUAACAAAUGCCUUGGGGUAUGAAUGUUUGUUCAUUACAUAGUAUUUCUAACAUUUUGAUGUACUGACAGUGAUUUCAGUGUGGUGGUAGAGUUGUGAGGUGUUGGAAGUUUUUACUUCUUUACCUGAAGCAUGACAGAGGAAGUACAAAGUACUCUGUUGAAGUCCUCUAUAUGAUGUUCCAGAUUAAUGCAAUUUUGUCACCAAGAUCAGCACAUCAACUGAUUUGGAACAGAUUUACAAAGUUGAGACCUGGUCAUGCCGGGCACAUCCCACUUGAUUUGAACCUAGAGUUCUACAACAAAACAGCCAAGCAAGCAAUCAAGAAACUUGGCUCAAAUGCACGUAGGAAGUCCAUUGACAGAAUUUGUCAUAGCAUUAAUGUGACCAAAGUUUUGAUGGAGAAUUUCGACAAAGAAGUUAAAACUUACAAGACCUCGGGGAAACAUGUAAGGAAGUCAGCAUUGAAAGACAUGAAAUUAGUUGUUGCAGAGCUCUUAGAUCAGCAGGCAUUGUCCAAUGUCCCAGGACGAUCCUACAGCUAUUAUGCAAAUAGCAAGUCAAGUAUUUUAGCUGGAUUUGACCUUGAAAAAAUGUACAAGUGGAUCAAUGAUCACAAAACGAACAUCACAACAGGACGGCGAGCAAGAUAA
Messenger RNA from Paramuricea clavata, 2179 nucleotides. Lineage: Eukaryota; Metazoa; Cnidaria; Anthozoa; Malacalcyonacea; Plexauridae. The record is from the annotation of a GenBank genome assembly.